Molecule: messenger RNA, 2518 nt
Organism: Loxodonta africana (African savanna elephant)
Lineage: Eukaryota; Metazoa; Chordata; Mammalia; Proboscidea; Elephantidae
Product: olfactory receptor 5G9-like
Exons: 1
Coding region: 1544-2518 (324 amino acids)
Biological process (GO): G protein-coupled receptor signaling pathway; sensory perception of smell
Cellular component (GO): membrane
Molecular function (GO): olfactory receptor activity; G protein-coupled receptor activity; odorant binding
Source: RefSeq, a predicted model, not a curated record
AGUCCCAGGAGAAGGACAUUGUGCUUGGUAGAGUAGAAAACCAAAAACAAACCAAACCCACUGUCGUCAAGUCAAUUCCGACUCAUAGUGACCCUAUGGACAGAGUAGAACUGCCCCACACAGUUUCCAAAGAGCACCUGGGGGAUUCGAACUGCCGACCCUUUGGUUAGCAGCUGUAGCACUUAACCACUACGCCACCAGAGUAGAGUAGAAGGUUAGCAAAAGAAAGGAAGACCUUCAAAGAGAUGGAUUAAUACAGUGGCUCCAACAAUGGCUUCAAACACAACGAUUGUGAGGGUGGCUCAAGGCCAGGCAGUCUUUCGUUCUGUUGUACAUAGGGUUGCUAUGAAUUCAAAGUGACUUGACGGCACCUAAAAACAGCAACAAACAUUUGAGCCAAAACUUGAAAGAGAUGUUGGAAUACGUCAGAUGAUUAACUAGGGCAAAAGUGUUCCAAGGAAAGGGGAUAAAAAUAGUUGAUGCAAAUAUCCUGAAUCAUGCCUGGCAUAUCCUAUGAAAAACAAGGAGGCAAACAUAGCUAGAACAGAGUAAGCAAGGGUGAGAAGAGUAGAAAAAGAAGGGCAAGAUAAAAGAGAGUAACAGGAUAGUGGUGAACAGAGUAGAAGCUCUUGGACGGCCAUUAUGAGGCUUUGGACUUUUUCCUGUGUGUUACCAGAAUCACUCCAACUGCUCUGCUGACAAGAGGGAUGCAGAACACCAGCUAAAGCAACUACAAUCAUCCACCCAAGAGAUAAUGAUGUCUUGGAAUGAGUGGAAAGUCAGUAUGUAUUUUAAAGGUAGAGGCAAUAUGAUUUGCUGAUAGACUGGAGUGAGAGGUAAAAAAUGAUCAAAAUUGGUCAGGAGAUUUUUAGCAGGAAUUGAAUAAUUGAGUUGUCAUUACCUGAGAUGAGGAAGGCUUUCUUACCUAACUGAUAAUUAAUUGAUGUUAAUUUAUUGACACCAGGCAGUGGGGGUAGAUACUAGGGUACAAAUUACUGACAUAUUAACUCUCCUGCUAUUAGUGAUAAGAAAAUGCAAUAAAAAAGGUGAAUGGGAAUUUAUUUGAUAUUAAGAUGUGGUGUCAUUCAUUCAACUAAAUAACGGUCUUUGAAAUUCAAGGGGGCCCAAAGAAAGGGAGAGAGGAAGACAACAGAGUUCUAAGCUGGGCUCAGUGGAACCAAAGGCCAUUAUAAGAAAAUAUAGAAUAUAGAAAGGCACAGAUAUUUGCAAUAACAUAGUACAUUCAUAGAAUCGCUAGAAGGUAAACUGAGAGUGGGGUAGCAUGGAACUAUGUUAUGCAAGACAUCUGAAAGAAUAAAGAAUUUAGACAUUAUUCUAAGAGAAAUUGCAAACCCUUGAAGUGUUGUAAGCGUGAGCUUGAUACAAUGACAUUUAUGUAGGAUUUGGGGAACAGUCUGCCACUUGGAGAAAGAUGUGGCUCUUCAGUUACAGAAUAUGUUAAAGGCUACCUCUUUGACUUGAAUAUUAACAAUCUUGCUUCUCCUUCUCUUGUUCAUUGUCCUAUGGAAAACACACCAGUGGAAUGGCAUUGGGGCAGAAUCACACUACAGUGACGAGAUUCAUCCUGCUGGGCCUCACAGACCAGGCAGAUCUAAAACAACUCCUCUUUGCCGUCUUCCUGCUGAUCUACUCCAUGACUCUGGUGGGCAACCUAGGCAUGAUAGACCUGAUCCGCACCAGCUCUCCCCUCCACACUCCCAUGUACUUCCUCCUGAGGGUGCUCUCCUUCCUUGACAUCUGCAACUCCUCCGUGUUCACCCCCUGGCUGCUGACCAGCUUCCUCACCACUGACCAGUCUAUCUCCUUUCUAGGCUGUGUAGUCCAGAUGGCCCUCAUGGGCAUCCAUGGAACAGGGGAGUGUCUGCUUCUGGCCAUCAUGGCCUAUGACCGAUUUGUGGCCAUCUGCCACCCUCUUCUCUACCACACUAUCAUGUCCAAGCACUUUUGUGUCCAGCUGGUGGUGAUCACCUAUGCUGUGGGUGUGUUCAUUUCAGCUGUACAGACAGGGAAUGCCUUCAGCAUGCCUUUCUGUGGCCCCAACAUCAUCGACCAUUACUUCUGUGACAUCCCCCCAGUGCUCCAACUGGCCUGCUCAGAUACCACCACAGCCAAUAUCAUCCUGCUCUUCUUCUCUGCCUUGGUCACUGUCCCCACAGUCUCAGUCAUCUUGGUCUCUUAUGCCUACAUCCUGGUCACAAUCUGUAGGAUGAGGUCUCUGGAGGCCCAACGCAAGGCCUUCUCCACCUGUGCUUCCCACAUCACUGCCCUCUCUCUCUUUUAUGGGUCUGUGUUCCUUGUAUAUAUCCAACCCAAUCCUGAGAGUGCUUCAGCCUAUAACAAGAUCCUCUCUGUGUUCUACACCAUUGUGAUCCCCAUGCUGAACCCCCUGGUCUACAGCCUAAGGAAUAAAGAUGUCAAGGCCGCAGUACAAGUCAGGGUUCAUAACCUAAGCAGAAAAGGAAUUUGUCAGAAAGGCAUCUGGAAGCUUAUAAAAUAG